This is a messenger RNA of Eriocheir sinensis (Chinese mitten crab), 1463 nucleotides long. Its product is annotated as innexin shaking-B-like. The record is from RefSeq and is a predicted model, not a curated record. Gene Ontology annotation, cellular component: plasma membrane; gap junction. Bases 1 to 372 code for a protein of 123 amino acids. Lineage: Eukaryota; Metazoa; Arthropoda; Malacostraca; Decapoda; Varunidae. Gene Ontology annotation, molecular function: gap junction channel activity. The transcript has a single exon.
AUGUUGGAUAUCUUCCGUGGCCUCAAGAACUUCAUCAAGGUCUCCCACGUGCACAUCGACUCCUCGGUGUUCCGCCUCCACUACUCCAUCACGGUGAUGAUCCUGCUGGCCUUCAGCCUCAUCGUCACCACGCGCCAGUACGUCGGGAACCCCAUAGACUGCAUCCACGCCAAGGAGAUCCCGGCGGACGGGAUCAACACCUACUGCUGGAUACACUCCACCUACACCAUCCCCUCGGCCUUCAGCAAGCGGCUCGGGGUGGACGUGGCGCACCCCGGGAUAGAAAAGUCGACGGACGAAGAGGAGAAGCGAUAUGUCAAGUACUACCAGUGGGUGUGUUUCUGCCUCUUCUUCCAGGUAAGGGACUUGUAGUGGUUGUGGUGGAGCCCUCACGUGUUAGGGCGUGUUACGUGUGUGUGUGUGUGUGUGUGUGUGUGUGUGUGUGUGUGUAUCCGCCUCUCGCGUGUUCCGUGUGGUGUUGUCGUGAAGUCAAAGAAAUAUAUUCCGCGUCAGUUGAUAUUUUAACCAGUCAGGCGAUCAAGCAGACUGUUCAUUAUUCUGUCAACAAGCGUGACUGUUGUUAAUCACACCGCCAGCCAGCCAUGAGAGUCAGUUAUCCAGCCACUCGAUUAAUCAUUCAACCACGAGGUCACACAAUUUACCACACAUCCAAUCAUUCAACCAGCCAGUUACCGUCACCAGUUACUCUUCAUUCAAUUCAGUGUCAGCAAGUCAGUCAACCAGUCAUUCAUUGAUCCAGUAUCUGCAUAUCAGUCAACCACUUACCCAUCCACCCAACCAGUCAGCCAGUCUGUCAGCCGUUCAACCUCUCAGUCAGCCAUUCAGGUACCCCUCCACUCAGCCAGCCAUCCGUCCAUUCAUUCAAUCAGUCAGUCAAACACUCGUCCAGGCAAUCAAUUAGUCAGCCAGUAAGUCAGCCAGUCACCCAUUCAAUUAAUUAACCAGCCAAUCCGUUACCCUUCCACCCAAUCGGCCAAGCAGUCAGCCAGUCACUCGUGCGGCCAAUCAGUCAGGCAGUGAGUAGGGUCGGACGCGGUCGUUCCUGCCUGCUGGGUGUCUUCGGGCAGUCUGUGGGUCUGUUAUUGGUUUCCUUUCGGCCGUUCCCGGGAGCUGAACGUACCCCGGGAGGCGGCUGGGGCGGGAUUAAUCUUCAGGGAAAUGGACUCUCCUCUAUAUAUCGUUGCUGAUGCUGCUCUUCCUCUCGCCGGCCCUCUCGGUGGUCACAGGGCUUUCCGGGGGGCACUGGAGGACCAUUCGGGGUGAUGUGUGGGCUGUAGGAGACAUUCGCUUUGCAUAAAUAGAAGGGAGACUGCCCAAAAAUAUUACUGCCCUAGAAUUCGCUGAUGUUGCUGCUUUUCCUCUUUCCUAGCCCUCUUGGUGGCCUUCACGGUGACCAUAGGGCUUUUGGGAGGCUGCAGGGCCGUUCUUGGUGACGUGGAGGC